Halteromyces radiatus is the source of this 2805-nucleotide messenger RNA. RefSeq names its product ras guanine nucleotide exchange factor domain-containing protein. Gene Ontology annotation, cellular component: plasma membrane. NCBI's taxonomy places the organism in Eukaryota, Fungi, Mucoromycota, Mucoromycetes, Mucorales, Cunninghamellaceae. The transcript is spliced from 8 exons. The record is from RefSeq and is a predicted model, not a curated record. The coding region runs from base 1 to 2805 and encodes 934 amino acids. Gene Ontology annotation, molecular function: guanyl-nucleotide exchange factor activity; protein binding. Gene Ontology annotation, biological process: Ras protein signal transduction; positive regulation of GTPase activity.
AUGUCUCAACAAAAUGACGUUAUCAACCCGACAACAACAACAUCCACAGUGAUAAAUCAUCACAAUAAUAGGUUACAAUCUGAUAUCAUCAAUACAAAUCAAAAAACAGUAUCUCCAGCACCACCAUCACUACCAUCCCAAACAACAACAACAACAGUAACAAAUUCAAAUAUACCUUCUUCAACAAACUCUAUUGCUGAUCCUGAUGAAAUCCCUCUACCACCUCAUUGGGUUCGAAAAGUGGAUACCAAAGGUCGAGUGUAUUUCUGCAAUCUUUUGACCGAUGAAACGACAUGGAAUCUUGAUCAAAUCGAUCCACAAACUGGAAAUCUGAAUACAAUUUCUACCACACAGAGAAGUCGUGGUCCUACUUCCAACACCAAUGUGGCCAACCAAGAAAAUCAACCAUUAAGUUGGAAUCAAUUAUCCACUUUGAUUGCUCAUGCUAUUCAUGGUCUCAAGAAUUCUAUUAAGGAAGGUCAAACCUCACUAUUACGAGAUGAUGCUAUUAUGGUUGUUCAUCGUAUUCGUCUGAUGUUAUAUGUUUCCAAUACUGUUGACAAGGAAAGCUCUUCUCAUCUUAAAGCCAAUAAAUCAUUGCGUGUCUUCCAUCGGGCUCUUCUGGCUUCUUUGGCAAAAACAGUAUUAUCAACAAAAGCAGCUUCUGGUACUUGGUCACAAGAGGAUGCUUUACACAAACUUCAAAUGGAUGUCGAUCAACUUUUGGUGGAUGUAGGUAAUUUUUUAUCGGCUGCUCGAGAUUUACGACUAGAAAUAUACGAUGAUAAACCUCGACUAUUAUUACCCGAUCUCAAAACAUCCAUGUCAUCCAAUGGACAUCGAUGGCGUCUUGCUUCUUCUAAUAUGGAUAAUAUCAAUAAACCUGAUCCUUCUACUACUCUUUUGGUACUUGCCGACAAUAUUCGUGGUGCUAUGUCUUCUUUUAUGGAAAGUGUUCAUAGUGCUUUUUCCUCUUUGAAUGACCAAGUCUCUGUUCCUAACAAGGUGAAAACAACAGCUCCUCUCUUGGUGGCUCAAUUCCGAAAUUUAUCCAAUACGGCUAGUCAAUUUUUGAAUGCAGUGGAUGAUUUACCUUUUCUUCCUCAACAAGGUCGAUCAACUAGUAAGAAUAACAAAUCAACGCCAAAAGGAUAUCCGGCAAGACAAGCUAUCUAUAAUGCCAUGGGAUUAUUAUUUAUUGCUUCACAAACAAUUACAAAUGGUGAACUCACCAUUUCCAUGAUCAAGAUGACUUAUCGAAGAUUGGAAGACUGUAUUUAUGAAAUCGAAAAGAAUGUACAAACCAUUUGUCAAGAUGUUACCACAGCAACAGCAACAACAACAACAAAAACAACAAAGACAAUCAAUCAUAAUAAACCGUCAUCAUCAUCAUCAUCAACAACGCGUACUACUACUCGUGAUAUUACUCCCCCAACACCAGCUACACCUACGACUGCACAUCAUAAUGGAUCUUUAUUGAUGGGCAAUGAUAAACCAGAAUAUCUUUGUGCAGAUUACAAACAAAAUGAAAUCAUCUUUAAUAUGGAAGGCAAUGUGAAAGGUGGAACCGUAUUGGCUUUAGUCCAAAGAUUAACACAACAUGAUCAACUUGAUUCAAAAUUCAUCACUACAUUUUUAUUGACCUAUCGAUCAUUUUGUACAACGGAAGAAUUAUUUGAUGCAUUAUUUUCUCGAUAUACUUUACAAGCACCUGCUGGAUUGACCGAAGAAGAAUUGGAGAUUUGGAGUGAAAAGAAAUUGAAACUAGUACGAUUACGUGUAUUCAAUGUGAUCAAAUCAUGGCUUGAUUCGUACUACCUUGAAGAAGAAGAUCGAGGCAUGCUCCCAACGCUUUUGAACUUUAGUGAAACAGUAAUUCGAGAAUCGAUGCAAUUUGGUGCGGAACAACUAGGCAAGGCGAUUCAAAAACGGAUGGAUGCGGAAGAUUCUAGUCAAUUACGAAAGAUGACAUUGAAUGUACGAACAACGGAAAUGCCACCGGCAAUCUUACCCAAGAAUAUGAAACGAUUAAGGUUCCUUGAAAUUGAUCCUUUAGAAUUGGCUCGACAAUUAACGGUGAUGGAUUCAAAAUUAUAUAGUCGAAUUAAACCUGUAGAAUGUUUAGACAAGAAUUGGGGUCGUGCUGAUGCUCAACAUACAGCAGCUAAUGUCAAGGCAUCUAUUGAAUAUUCUAAUCAAGUGACAGCAUGGGUGACGGAUUCUAUUCUUAGUAAAGAAGAAUUAAAGAAACGGUCUGCAGUAGUUAAACAUUGGAUUUAUGUAGCUGAGAAAUGUCGUUUGUUACACAACUACAAUACAUGUAUGGCUAUUCUAUCGGCGUUUGACAAUAGUUCUGUGGGAAGAUUAAAACGUACUUGGGAAACAAUGAGCGCUAGGACGACGGCGAUAUUAACGGGGAUCCGACGACUGAUGGGAGCCAAUCGCAACUUUACGGAAUAUCGUGAUAUCAUUCAUAAAGUGAAUCCGCCCUGUAUUCCAUUUUUGGGGAUUUAUCUACAAGAUCUGACAUUUAUCGAAGAUGGAAAUAGUAAUUUUCUAAAAAAAUCUAACAAUCUGAUCAAUUUUGCCAAGAGAAUGAAAACUGGAGAAGUGAUUAGGGAAUUACAACAGUACCAAUCAACACCUUAUAUUUUACAAAUUGUACCUGAUAUUCAAGAAUUUAUCAAAACUCAUCUUCAAUCAAGUCGUGAUGAAGAAACUUUAUAUAAUCUAAGCUUGGCAGUAGAACCUAGAGAACGAGGUGAAGAUACUAUUGCUCGAAGAUUAAAGGAAUCUGGAUUAUAA